AUGGUGGCAUGGGAAAGAAACUGAAAUAAGGGGAGGGCAGGGUGUAUUUUUUUUAUUUUGAAAAAAUAUUUGCUAAUGGUCUUAUUUUGUAAUAGCUCAACAGGAGGACUUAAUUUUGGAACUCUGGGCUCUUCCACUGCUACGGCAACUACAUCAGCUCCGUCAGUAGGCUUCGGGAGUAGCCUUUUUGGAUCAAAAUCAACCACUGGCUUUACACUAGGAGGCACCAGUACAGGAACAGCAACAACUAUUGCUACAGGACUGACACUAGGUACACCUGCCACCACAUCAACAGCUACCACAGGCUUUAGUUUAGGUUUCAACAAACCUGCGGGUUCGGCCACGCCAUUUGCUUUACCUGUUACUUCUACCUCAGCGGGUGGCCUGUCAUUGUCAUCUGCUCUUACAUCGACUCCUGCAGCAGGAACUACUGGCUUUACAUUAAAUUUGGGUGGUACGACUGCUCCAACUACAACUGCCUCCACAGGCCUUUCCUUAGGAGGAGCCUUAGCAGGUUUAGGAGGUUCACUCUUCCAGAAUACAAGCACCGCAGCAACAGGGCUUGGGCAGAAUGCUUUGGGUUUGACUCUGGGUACAACUGCGACUCCUUCAACUACUGCCAGUGAAGGUCUUGGUGGCAUUGAUUUUAGUAGUUCUUCAGACAAAAAGAGUGACAAAACAGGCACAAGACCAGAAGAUAGCAAAGCACUAAAGGAUGAAAAUCUACCUCCAGUAAUCUGUCAAGAUGUAGAAAAUCUACAGAAAUUUGUGAAAGAACAAAAACAAGUUCAGGAAGAAAUUAGUAGAAUGUCCUCUAAAGCAAUGCUUAAAGUACAAGAAGACAUUAAAGCUUUGAAACAACUUCUGUCUGUAGUUGCUAGUGGAUUACAGAGAAACACUCUUAAUAUUGACAAGCUGAAAGUGGAAACUGCACAGGAGCUAAAGAAUGCAGAAAUAGCUUUACGAACACAGAAAACUCCUCCUGGUCUCCAGCAUGAAAAUACAGCCCCAGCAGACUACUUCAGAAUCUUGGUUGAACAGUUUGAAGUACAGCUGCAGCAAUACAGGCAACAAAUAGAAGAACUGGAAAAUCAUCUUGCUACUCAAGCAAAUAACUCACACAUAACUCCACAAGAUUUGUCUAUGGCAAUGCAGAAAAUCUAUCAAACAUUUGUAGCUUUAGCUGCACAACUUCAAUCAAUACAUGAAAAUGUAAAGAUGCUCAAAGACCAAUACCUUGGCUACAGGAAAACCUUUCUGGGAGAUGCCAUGGAUGUGUUUGAGGCAAGACGAACAGAAGCUAAGAAGUGGCAGAGCGCGCCACGUGUUACCACUGGACCGACCCCUUUCAGCAACAUACCAAAUGCAGCAGCCGUUGCGAUGGCUGCAACACUUACUCAGCAGCAACAGCCUGCUACAGGGCCACAGCCAUCUCUGGGAGUUAGUUUUGGAACGCCAUUCGGCUCAGGUAUUGGCACUGGCUUGCAAUCAAGUGGCUUAGGUUCUUCAAGCCUUGGAGGAUUUGGAAGUAGCUCUGCCUUCGGAAGUGGUGCCACAGGAGCAUCAUCAUUCGGGUUCGGAACUUCAAGUAAACCAUCAGGAAGUCUAAGUGCAGGCUUUGGCAGCUCGACUACAUCUGGGUUUAACUUCAGCAAUCCCGGCAUCACAGCAUCAGCUGGCCUGACAUUCGGGGUAUCUAAUCCUGCAUCUGCAGGCUUUGGGACAGGAGGGCAGCUUCUUCAGCUGAAGAAACCUCCAGCUGGAAACAAGCGAGGGAAAAGAUAGGCACCCCUAAUGGGAAGGGGAAGUGAAUCAACUUUGUUCAUCUGAAAAGUCUAUUUUUCUAGAUUGAUGCAUUGAUUCAAUUGCAUCCCAGGAGAUUUAUAAAAGUUUUGCUACUUUUCCCUAGUCUGAAAUACAAAAUGAAAUCAUAUUGAACAGCUAUUUUCUUGUGAAUAGAAACUCGUUUAUGUAUUUUUAUUUUUAGCCCUAGUUUUAGAAAUGUUCUAUACUGCAUUAUUAUUAAAGAAUCUUGUAAAACCAUCUAUUUAACCUAAUGUUAGUAGCAGAAUAUUUUUUGUUAAUAAGCUUUAUACCAUAAGAAUAUAUGCAUAUUUGGUUUUUUGUACAGAUAAAAUAUAUUCUAGUACAAAUACUAGAGUUCAUAUCUUCUGUUCCUGGAUAUGGCCUUUAAAUCUACUUCAGGGUGUUUUUGUGUAUAUGGAUGUAAAUAUAUACAGUACAGUGCACACAUCUGUGUGUAUAUGUAUGUGUAUAUAUAUGUAUAAAAUACAGAUGUGCAAACCUU
Messenger RNA from Nestor notabilis (Kea), 2308 nucleotides. It is a transcript of the gene NUP58, whose product is annotated as nucleoporin like 1. NCBI's taxonomy places the organism in Eukaryota, Metazoa, Chordata, Aves, Psittaciformes, Psittacidae. Gene Ontology annotation, cellular component: nuclear pore. Gene Ontology annotation, biological process: nucleocytoplasmic transport. The record is from RefSeq and is a predicted model, not a curated record. Gene Ontology annotation, molecular function: structural constituent of nuclear pore.